AGUACACUAUCCUAAGCCUCAGUUAAUAAGAUUCCAAUAGAAAAAAAUAAAAAAAUAAAAAAUAAAAAAAUUGUAGGCGGGCAAAAUGUUUAGGAAUGAUUUGUAAAAUCAGCAGCAAUGAAUGACAACAACUCAACAACAUUGUGUACGGAACCACGGUAGGUGAUAAUUCUGUUCAAUAUGAAAUUCGUCAGAAAUGAAUGAUGAGGUCCAAUUUUUUCUUGAACAUCAUGGCCUUACUACCAUUAUUCCAAUUGAAGCGAAGUUGCGUUCAUCUACCAUUCUACCUCCCAUUCUACACUCUGUUGACUGCCGUGCCAAACCCGAGUGGUUUUUGGUCUUCCAAGACUUGAGCCACAGCUCAAAAAUGCUAUAUCAAUCCUAUUUGCUCGAUAUGAAGAAAAACCUCAUGUUCAACACAACUAGGUCCACAAAACUGGUGCAUUGGAAUGAAAGUACUGACUGCUGUUCGUGGGAAGGGGUCACCUGCAACGGGGGACUUGUUGUUGGCCUCAACUUGGUCAACGAAUCAAUCUAUGACGGACUUGACAAUUCAAGUAGCCUUUUCUGCUUGCAGUAUCUCCAAAACCUGAAUUUGGCUUACAACGAACUCGAUUCUCCAAUUCCUCCAGAGUUUGGAAAUCUGACGAAUUUAAGGUUUUUAAACCUGUCACAUGCUGGCUUUGGGGAGCAGAUUCCCAUUGAGAUUUCACGUCUCACAAGGUUGGUUUCUCUCGAUUUGUCUACCUUUUAUCUGAAACUUGAGAACCCAGAUUUAGCUUCGUUAGUUCACAACCUUACGUGGCUUACGGAACUUUAUCUGGAUGGUGUAGAUAUAUCAUCUCAAGGGAAUGAGUGGUGUCACGCCGUAUCUUCUUCGCUCCCAAAUCUAAGGGUGUUGAGCAUGUCAGAUUGUAAUCUUCAGGGGCCUCCGGAUUCCUCCUUACUCAAGCUUCAGUCUCUCUCAAUUAUUCAUCUCAAUUAUAACAAUUUUUCUGCCCCAGUUCCAGAAUUUUUUUCCUAUUUCAGAAAUUUAACAUCCUUGUGUCUCAGUAACUGUGGAUUGAAUGGACAAUUUCCGAAAAAGAUCUUCCAGUUUCCAACAUUGGAGACGAUUGACUUAUCAUUUAAUGAACUUGGCGGUUCUUUGCCUGAAUUUCAUCCAAAUGGUUCUCUUCAGUCACUGGUGCUUACCAAUACAACCUUUUCAGGGACACUUCCUGAUUCUAUUGGCAACCUUAAAAGGUUGUCCAAAAUAGAUCUCUCAGGGUGCAACUUCUCUGGAUCUAUCCCAAAUUCCAUGGUAAAUCUUACUCAAUUGGUUCAUUUGGACUUAUCAUCAAACAGCUUCACUGGAUCUAUCCUAAAUUCCAUGGCAAAUCUUACUCAAUUGGUUCAUUUGGACUUAUCAUCAAACAGCUUCACUGGAUCUAUCCUAAAUUCCAUUGCAAAUCUUAUUCAAUUGGUUUAUCUGGACUUAUCAUCAAACAGUUUCACUGGAUCAAUCCCAAACUCCAUGGCAAAUCUUACCCGAUUGUCUGAUUUGGACUUUUCAUCAAACAAUUUCAUUGGAUCUAUCCCAAACUUCAUGGCAAAUCUUACUGAAUUGGCUUAUUUUAGAAUGUCAUCAAACAGCUUCAUCGGACCAAUUCCAUCAUUCAACAUGGCAAAGAAUCUGCACAUGAUAGAUCUUUCUGAUAAUCAUUUGACAGGUCAGUUUACUUUCACUCACUGGAAAGAGCUUCCAAGUCUGGUGUUCCUUAAUUUGUCCAAUAACAAAUUGUCUGGUCAAAUCCAUGAAUUUUCCAAUUCUUCUCUCCCGAUGGUAUGGCUUGAUUUGAGUAGCAACUAUUUGGAAGGGCCCAUACCCACUUCUAUUGGUAAACUCCAAAGUCUUGGGACCCUAUUAUUUUCUUCAAAUAACUUUAAUGGCUCCUUUCAACUGAAUGUGUUUCUUCAGCAGUUGACAAAUCUUAUUGAGCUUGAUCUUUCCGACAAUAGCUUGUUGAUUGAAUAUAAUGGAACGAAUUCUUCAUUAACCCCCUUUCCCCUUAUUAAGUCAUUGCGAUUGGCUUCUCUCAAGUUAAAAACAUUUCCUAGUUUCUUGAGAAACCAAACCAGUUUACUAAUUUUAGACCUUUCUAGAAACCAGAUACAUGGAGAGAUACCAAACUGGAUUUGGGAACUUGAUCUUACACAUUUAAAUCUCUCAUAUAACUACCUUGAAGGACCUCUACCCAGUCUUUCAUCAUUUGGUAUACUAGACCUUCGGUCCAACCAAUUCCAAGGGCAACUCCCAACUCCCCUACCAUCUUGUUCGUAUUUGGACUUGUCAUUGAAUAAUUUUAGCUCUGUUAUACCAAUUGACAUUGGUAACUCUCUUUCUAACACUGGUUUCUUGUAUCUUUCAAGCAAUAAACUCAAUGGGCAUAUCCCUGAAGCAAUAUGCAAUGCUACAUCUCUUUAUUUUUUAGAUCUGUCUAAUAAUUCCUUGAGUGGCACAAUUCCCCACUGCCUCAUUGCAAUGAGUGAAACUCUAAAGGUUCUAAAUCUAAGGAGAAACAACCUCACUGGCAAAAUAUCAGAUGUAUUUCCAAGCAAUUGUAGGUUACAAACUUUGAGUCUCAAUAGAAACCUACUAGAAGGGAUGGUACCAAAUUCUCUUGCCAAUUGCACAAAUUUGGAGUUAUUGGACAUUGGGAACAACCGGAUACAAGAUGAGUUCCCAUGUCACUUGAAAGACAUAUCCAGUUUGCGCGUCCUUAUCUUGAGAUCAAACAAAUUUUAUGGUUCUGUUGGUUGUGGAGGGCUGAAUGCAACUUGGUUGAUACUUCAAAUUGUAGACCUUGCUUCAAACGACUUUAGUGGUAAGUUAUCAAUAAAAUCCUUCGCUAACUCAAAGGCAAUGAUAGCUAAUAAUGAAGUCCAAUCAGAGCUCAAUUACCUCCAUUCUGUGGUUAGAAUAGAAACGAUUUUAAUGCAGAUAGUCUCUGGAAGGUUAUUCAUUGAAAUGAAUUAUCAAGAUGCUAUAGCAAUUUUCAUUAAGGGUCUAGAGAGGGAGUUGGUGAAGAUUUCGACUCUUGUCACUUUAAUUGACCUUUCAUGCAACAAUCUUGAUGGGCCAAUACCAGAAGAAAUAGAAGUACUUAAAUCGUUGUAUGUUCUCAACUUGUCACACAAUGCUUUCACAGGCCGAAUCCCACCAUCUCUAGGAAAAUUAAGUAAACUUGAGUCAUUGGACUUGUCAAACAACAAGCUUACCGGUGGGAUACCUAUGCAACUUGCAGAUAGUCUCACUUUCCUAUCAGUCUUAAACCUUUCAUUUAAUCAAUUGGUUGGGCCAAUUCCAUAUAUCAAGCAAUUUGCAACAUUUUCAGAAGAUUCCUAUGAAGGGAACAAAGGAUUAUGUGGGCAACCUUUGAAGGCAGAAUGUGGAUCUGCAGACAGAAGACCGCCAGCUCCAUUUGAAGAUAUUCACUCAAAAUCUGGGCCUUUGAUUGACUGGAAUUACCUGUGUGUUGAACUGGGAUUUGUUUUUGGCUUUGGGAUGGUCAUUGGGCCGCUUGUGCUUUGGAAGAGGUGGAGGAUACGGUAUUACAAACACGCUGAUGACAUUUUUUUCAGGAUCUUUCCUCAGCUGUACUUUAGGUGGGAAAAAAACCAUCAAGUCCAACGACAUAGGAUUCGAAUGCAGAGGCACUAAUGUUUAUUGGAUGCGAGCUUUGUCAGUGGUCAGUGGAAGUUUUACUCCUCUCGAGCAAUUUCGUCACCUUGAUGUUCCAUGACAUCAACAGAAAGGUUGCUUAGCUCUGUAACAUGUGAUGCAGAAUAACGUGUUGGAGUUGUUAAUUAUCCUUAAUUUAAUAAUUUUUCAUGCAACAGCUUUUUAUUUAUUACCUUUAUGGCUUUAUUAGUAUUGUUGUUAAAGUAAGGGACAUGAGAUUGUAUAGUAUGCAAUGAAUUUUCUGAAGUUGGGGUGCU
This is a messenger RNA of Quercus lobata, 3981 nucleotides long. RefSeq names its product receptor-like protein 7. The record is from RefSeq and is a predicted model, not a curated record. The transcript has 3 exons. Bases 197 to 3703 code for a protein of 1168 amino acids. NCBI's taxonomy places the organism in Eukaryota, Viridiplantae, Streptophyta, Magnoliopsida, Fagales, Fagaceae. Gene Ontology annotation, molecular function: protein binding.